AUGUUGUACCUCCUACUGCCCAUGCAUCAAACUGUAAUAAUGACACUACCGAAACUCACUUCACGUUUUCUUGAUAUUCGAAAUGAACAUCAAAACAUGUUCUUACCCAUCGAAGGCUAUGAAGAUAUGCCACUCUUGUCCUUGGGAGAUGCUGUUCAACAUUUGGAAGAUACUAUUUCGAAUAUCAGACGAAAUACAUGGAUUGCAAAACAGAGAACAGCUAUUACUGCUGAUGGUCUUACUCAAGAUGAAUCAGCUGCUAUUCAACUCUACAAUGGAAUGAAAAUCCAGUGA
This is a messenger RNA of Didymodactylos carnosus, 294 nucleotides long. NCBI's taxonomy places the organism in Eukaryota, Metazoa, Rotifera, Eurotatoria, Philodinida, Philodinidae. The record is from the annotation of a GenBank genome assembly.